GAAGCCAGGCGGGGCAGCCGGACCCCGCCCUUCCCGGCCCCGGUCCUUGGGGGCUGAAGGCAGCCGGAGCCACCGUUUCCCCCCUCGCGCCCCCCUUCUGUCCCCCCCCAAGCCAUGACCUUUGGCCGGGGUGGCCCGCCGGUGGUGGUGUUGAACGUGGGGGGCACCCGCUACUCUUUCUCCCGGGAGGUGCUGAAGGACUUUCCCCUCCGGCGGGUGAGCCGCCUGCACGGCUGCCUGUCGGAGCAAGACGUGCUCGAGGUGUGCGACGACUACGACCGCGAGCGGAACGAGUAUUUCUUCGACCGGCACUCCGAAGCCUUCGGCUUUAUCCUGCUGUACGUGCGCUACGGCCACCUGCGCUUCGUGCCCCACAUGUGUGAACUCUCCUUCUACAACGAGAUGAUCUACUGGGGCCUGGAGGGAUCCCACCUGGACUAUUGCUGCCAGCGCCGGCUGGACGACCGCAUGUCCGAUACUUAUACCUUCUAUUCGGCGGAAGACAUCCGGACGGAGCCCUCCGGAGGCGGGAGCGGCAGUAGCAAAAGCAGCGGCCAGCCCGAGCAGCCCAAGGGCCAGGAGAGCGGCGAUCCGGUGGCCCCACCUGGCGCCGGCGAGAAGAAAUGGCUGGAAAGGAUGAGGAGAACUUUCGAGGAGCCCACCUCGUCGGUGGCCGCCCAGAUCCUGGCCACCGUUUCCAUCCUGUUCGUCAUCGUCUCCAUGGUGGUGCUAUGUGCCAGCACCAUGCCGGAGUGGCGAACGGCUGAGAACCGAAGCCUGGAGGAGCAGAGCAGGUACACAGCAGACUCAAUCAGGGAGCCUUCAGGGAUAAUUGAAGCAAUUUGCAUCGGCUGGUUCACGGCAGAGUGCAUUGUGAGGUUCAUUGUCUCCAAAGACAAGUGUGAGUUUGUUAAGAGACCACUGAACAUCAUUGACUUGCUGGCUAUCACUCCGUAUUAUAUUUCUGUGCUGAUGACAAUUUUUACAGGUGAGAAUUCUCAGCUUCAGAGGGCCGGAGUCACCUUACGGGUUCUGAGAAUGAUGCGGAUUUUUUGGGUUAUUAAAUUGGCCCGCCACUUCAUCGGCCUCCAGACACUCGGACUGACUUUGAAGCGAUGCUACAGGGAGAUGGUGAUGCUGCUCGUCUUUGUUUGUGUUGCGAUGGCAAUUUUCAGUGCUCUUGCCCAGCUUCUUGAACACGGACUGAAAAUAGGAAAACCCAAUGAAGGCUAUGCAAGCAUUCCUGCUGCUUGCUGGUGGGUUAUCAUCUCCAUGACCACAGUUGGUUAUGGGGAUGUUUGUCCAAUCACGAUACCUGGAAGGAUUCUUGGAGGGAUUUGUGUAGUCAGUGGAAUUGUUUUGCUAGCCCUGCCUAUUACAUUCAUCUACCACAGCUUUGUGCAGUGUUACCAUGAGCUCAAGUUCCGGUCUGCUAGGUAUAGCAGAAGUCUUUCUGCAGAAUUUUUAGAUUAACAAAUAGCACAUAUUGCAUUUCAUAGCAGAACUUAAUAUAGUGAAGAAAGUAGUAAGUUCUUCCUCAUUGUUUUCCAUCUUGGUAUCUGAGGAAUUAUGAAGCUGGUACAAUACUCUGUGACUUAAGAGGAAUAUCUCCCUGUUCUGUUUGAGGAAAGGUCUGUUUGAGGGAAGGUCACUUGCUCUUCACCUCAGAAGAGCCAAGAUUCAUAAGGGAGAAAACAUCUUCAUUUUCAUUGUCUCAGCAGGUGUGAAAGUUUCCACACUCAUUUCUCCAAAUACUGAGAAGUCCUAGAUGGUAUGCACUAUUUAGAGCUGAACGCAUCUAUGUGUUUUUAAAACACUCUUGAUUUUGAAAUGCAUUUCAAAUGACAUAUCAAUAAGAAGUGUCCAACUGUUAAUUACCAGGACCACACGUAACAGCCUGUGGAUAGUCAAGGGCCAAGAUACUGGAGACACAAAGGGGCAGAGCCAAGAUGUUCUUUUUUUUCCCCUUCAAAGUUUUGAUCAGAAAGGAAGAGUUGCUGUUGUUUUUCAAACCAUGGUAAGUCUAUUUUAGGGCAUUCUGGAGGUAUAUCUCAUGUCAAAAUGGCAGAAAAUGAUGCCACCAACUUUUAGUAAUUAUAGUCAGAGGUGGAUCCAGAGCUGCAAAUGAAAUGGUUGGGGACAAAUAUAUUCUUGUAGGCCUUAAAUUGCUCCCUUCAUAGAUACAAAGAAACAUAUUCACCCAAACAUAUACAUUUUUUUUAAAAAAAAAAUACUGGUCAGAUCCAAGUUUAUGUAGAAGAAACCCAUGAAAAUGACUGAGAUUCGUUAGCUAUCACUAUUUUGUCCAAUUUAUUUCAAUUUUUGAAUUUUUUCUAAGAACAUUUCAGUUUGGAUUUGACACAAUACAUACAGGUCUUGGUUUCAGUAUAAGGAACAAAGUUACUGGUAUUGUACGCAAAGCAUUAUGGGGAAAUUGUGAUUCUUUAUGUUGAAAUUUACAUGAAAGCUACUCUUGAAAGUUGGGUAUCUUGAUUCAGUGUGGGGAGGACAAGCUGCUUUUCCGAAAGGAAAAAGCUAAUCAGAAUCGUGGAAUACAAAUUGAAUAGUAAUAGUAAUAAUAGUAGCAGUAAUAGUAAUAGUAGUAAUGAAGGUCAAUCUUCAGAAUAGACCCAGUGAAGGUCCUUGGAUUGUAGCUUUUUGUUUAUGAGUUGCAAUUUAUAGCAGGGGUGUCCAAUCUUGGCAAUUUUAUAUCAGUGGAUUUCAAUUCCCAGAAUUCCCCAGCCAGCAUUUUGGCUGGGGAAUUUUGGGAAUCGAAGUCCACAGGUCUUAAAGUUGCCAAAGUUCGACAUUCCUGAUUUAUAGCAAUAGUACAAAUGUUUUUGAAAAAAAUCAUUGUCCUCUUUCCCAAAAUCUGCUAUUGAAGGCAAACCCUAAGGCAAGUUUAAAAUCUUCCUGCAGAAAAUUGACAUGAUAUUUUGAAGCACAUAAUGGCCAAAAACUGGAGAUUUAAAAAUAUACCAUUGCUAGUACCAUGCAUGCUCUUUUUUGUCAUCCUUUCCAGUUACAGGCCUUGCACAUUUCUUCAACAAUGUCAGAAAAACAAAGUUUGAACAGAUACAUAAUUAGAUAAAGGAAUGAUAUUUGAAACAUGAACAAUGAUUUCUAUUUCUCAUCUCUCAUGAAGAGUAUUUAUAUUUUUUCCUAUUAAUCGUACGUAAAAUAUCCUCCUUAAUGUCAGAUGCCCUGAGAUCAAUCAUUUUAAAAUACUACUAUAGAGUUUUUCUCAGAAGCUUAUUCAACUAAAAACUUACUAAAAGUAAACUGUAUAAUUUAUUUUAAUAUAAAAACACUGGUUAAAAAUUAUUCCGAAUCCUUUCAGUGAAUUGAAGAAUGACGAACAUGGCAGUCAAACCAUUACUGCAUUUAAUGAGAUGCUUUAUGGUGCUACUGUCACUUUAGGAAAUAAUCUAACUUUGUUAAAGUCAAGUAACUCUGUAUUAAAGCAUUCAAAAUCAGUAAAGUUUCCAGAUUAGAGAUUCACAGUUUAGAUGAGAAUCUGUCAUCUCUGGAGGUUUUUUUCUGAUAUAUUUUUCUGUGGGCCUAUUUUUUUUCACCCUUUUAAAAAAAUGUCUAGGAUUCCAAUCCUAGUAACUUUUACAUGGCAAUAAGUCAAAGUGAUACAAUGGAACCAAAGAUGAAUUAUUGAAGAGAGCUGUCAUGAAACAUAACUUUGAACUUUGACAAUUUGAUAGAUGUUUUCAGAGAGGGUUUGCUAUGUGAACUAAACAUGACUUAUGCAGCAAACUAAACUUCAUUACUAUGAAGACUUGUAAAAAAUACCUUGAAUUUCCCCAUAUCACAAUACAAUACCAGGGUGAUGGUUAUUGAUGAGUUCAGAUCCUUGCUGCUCCAUGACAUGAAUAAACAGCUUUGUGUAGGCUUUUGUCUCACAGUUCAAAUCAGAGAUUAUUAAGAAUGUUAGGAGAUACUGGAUGAAUCAGGCCACUGCCCAUCUUGUGCCCUCUUCUGUCUCACAGAAUGAUCAACUUGAUAGCUUCAGGCAAUAACAUUCAUUGGCUAUUGUUUGCCAGCAGCUGAUGUUUUGAAGUGUGUUAUCUGGGAUUUAUAAGGUAAUAUUUAGCUGCUCAGCCUACCUUGCACCCUUAAAAACAUAAAAAAUAAUGGCCAUUACUGUAGUUGAGGACAAUGAAUUUCAUAGUUUUAACUACCUGUUGUACAAAGAAAACUUUUCUUUUAUCAAUCCUGUUGUGUGAAUAAAAUAGAUAAUGCCAUAACUCAGACCUGAGUGCCUUGGAGGAAGGAUAGAUACAAUUGUGACAGUAAAUAUACAUAGUUCCCUAGGGAAAUAGAACAAAUAUAUACUUGAUAUAUGGAAUAAUUCUCCAAAUUAAAUUUUGUGUGGAAAAGGCAAUUGACUGUAUUCGUCCAGUUUCUAGAGAAAAAAAACCCAAACUAUCUAGCUAUAUUUCCCCUGAGAUUAUUUUUAUAAUCAUGAGCACUUUCCCCUUUUUAAUAUAAUAAACAUAUUUUGGAUUAUCACCAAAUUUAUAUCAACUAUGUUGCAUUCAAAUAGGAUUUAUUAUCUUCAAGUCCAACAGUGAUUCUUAUUAAAAGAAACAUAUCUGAAUAAACACCCUUCCAAAUAAUUUAUUGACUGAACAAAUGAAAAUAAAACACUGAUAUGCAAGAGGAGCUGCUAGCUCAAUGUAAGUUGUACUAUGUAAAAUAUAGCAUGUAUAUGCAUUCUAUAUUAAAUGUAGAACUGAUUUUUUUUUAAAAAAAACAUGUUCUUGUACUACUUAGUGGUACUAUUUAUAUGACUUGAACAGCUGCCAUAAUGACCUGACUUUGUGCAGAAGAGGAAUAAGAAAUAAUAAGCCAAAGAAAUUAACCAAUGAGGUAAGAAAAAGGAAAGUCAAUAUUUUAGUUUACACCAGAACCAUUCAGUCCUCCUCUUCUUAUCUUUCUACACUUGCAAAUCAUCCUUGUUGCACCCCUGAAAAUCAUCAUCGUGAUUUUCAUCACUCCAUCAUUUCACCAGGCAUUCCUUUUCAUAGCUCCUACAUUUCUGUGUUACGCUGUAACAUGAUUCUUUUCAUUCAUGCAUUGUCCUUUGUUGCUCAUAAUUUUCACGUCUCCCUUUUAAAGUUCUCAUCAACUCUACCUGACCGUGACAUUUUAAGUUUCCCCUUUCCAUUUGACCCAUUCACUCUUCCUUCAUAUACUUGUUUUGCAAUUCAUUCUUAUGACCAAACCAGCUCAACAUAUUUUUAUGCUGUUCAUUCACUUGCUACCUUUUCCCUAAUUUGGAGAACAAUGAUGUCUUUCUUCCCCAGGUGCAUUUUCACACAUAUAUUAGGCAAAUUACAAAAGUUUAGAAUGGAAGCUACAUCCAUAUUUUAAUCUUUCUCCAAUUAUACCAUCAGAACUUGCAGAUUUAUCAUGUACUCACAGCAUUUAUUAGUUCCAUUUUUCUUGAGCAUUGAGGGGUUUUCUUUCAACAUACUGCUGUCAUUCCCAUAUACUUCUCUAAAAUUCUUCUUUCAGGAUUCCCCUAUUUUGAUUUCAUUCUAAAUCAGCCAUCAGAAUUGCUCUGCAUUUUCUUUUCAUUUUUCUUAGCUGUUCCUUGCUCUCCUUGAUUACAAUCUUUGCAACUCUUUUUUCUAUUUUUCUUAUGUGUCUAUUUUUCAGUCAUAGCCUCUUUCACUCCAUCAUUUCACCAGGCAUUCCUUUUCAUAGCUCCUACAUUUCUGUGUUACGCUGUAACAUGAUUCUUUUCAUUCAAUUCCAAGGAAUUUUUAUAUUCUCUUGCUGUAUGUUCAAUUUCUAUUCACUUUGUUAGAUAACAUUUGUCUAUAAUAUUUUAUAGAAUUCAUUUCUCUUUUUGCAAGUAUUUCAUUACAAGCUUUUUUUGCAUCCUUACUUUUCUUUCAUGUCCAUUAUUCUAUCAAUUAUCUCAUAAGGAAUCAUAAUAAUUAUUUCAAUAAGACUUUUAAGUCAAUCUUUUUUCAUGUGUAUGCAUGAAUAGACAUGCUUAAAAUAAGUAUUUAUAUAUUUUUAUACUAUAAUAAUCAUGACUCUUAGCAGCAUGCAAAAAUAAAACAUCCAUUACAAACAUAAAUGCACUAAUAACAUUCAGAAAUGGAAUAAUAAACCCCCCCAAAUAAAACAACAUAUAUUCUGAUAGCAUUAUUUAACAAUAAAUCUGGUUUGCUAUAAUGUAUAAGGUGCUGGACUAGAAACCAGGAACCCGUGAGUUCUAAUCAGGGGUGGGUUCUACUUACCUUCACACACGCGCUCUUCUGCGCAUGCGCAGAAGCAUUCUGAUGACAUCAGAGUCGGUGGGCGGAGCCUCCUGCUGGUUUUACUAUUGGUUCUAUAGAACCGGUACGAACCAGGGGCAACCCACCACUGGUUCUAAUCCUCCUUUAGGCACAAACCCCAGCUGGGUGACUCUCUAGGUCAGUUUUCUCUUUAGCCCAAGGUUGGUAGAGAUUAUAAGAAAAAAAGUAGGCAGGAGCAUUAUGUGCAGCAUCUUGAAUUGUGCAAAAUAAAGUUAGAAUAUAAUAAUAAUAACUCAUACUAAUUCUAAUUUUAAAAAACUUCUGGAAGGUUACUCUAACUUGCUUUCAUAUUUCAGAGGUAGACUGUCUACAACAUGGCAGCAUGAGAGAAAAGUACUUCCUCCUAAGAUCUGUUCCCUUUAUUUCAUAGUCCUGGGGAAUUGCCUGUAUUUUUAUGAUGAUGUUUAUAUAGGAUGGAUUGAUUCUACUAUUUGAAAUAACUGAACCUUUUUUUAAGACUCUUGCCAAUCACCAUUCUUGUUCAUUCUUGAGUCUCUGAAUAAGCCAAUCAUUUUUCUGUAAUUUUUGAGCAGGACUUUUCACUCAUCAAUUCAUGUCAACUAGCAGAAUAGUUCUUUCUUCCCGACCCCAUUAUGUUAAUUCAGAAUGUGGCACAAUUAUUCCCAAAACUCAUCUCUGGUCCUUCCAUUAUCAUCAUUCUCCAAAGCACAAAUGUCACCAACCUAUGGAAAUCUGCUUUCAUACACACACAACAGAAACCUAGAUGACACUGAUGUAACCGCAGGAUCAGUGACGGACCCAGAUUGGAUCCUGCAACAUUAUCCUGUGGGACACAUAUAUUCGCCUUCAUUCAUAGAUAUAACUUUCUGACAUCCACAACUGAAACUACUCCUUCUCUUAUUCAUAUACUCAUGAGCUACCCAAGAUCAGGCCACAUUCAUUCAGAUUGGUUGUCGGCAUUAAGAUUAUGUUUUGAUAUCUGCCAUAUAUUUCAAUUUGUGUACACACCUAAGAAAACAAUAAAGUUGUUACAUGUCUGUGUUCAGAAUAGAUGUUCUUUCCUAUAUAUCUUUAUCAGCCAGAGGCUAUUAUUUAUUUAAUUAACCUGUUUAUUAUUUAUUACUGAGCUUCUGUUACUUCAUGUCAGGAAAAGAUGCCUGUCUAUACAAACUGGCAGUCACAUUCUAAUCUAUGAAAAAUCAAAUGAAAGCAAUGGAAUAAGAAAUGUAGAUGUUUUGCUUAAUCAUAGAACAUUUAGAUAACUGGACCAAGAAGACCUAUGAGCCCCCGAAGCAAACUUCAUCACAUAAGAAAUGAAAUACACAUAAUAAAACAGGAAAAUGUGAUGCUGUGAUGAUUAGAUUUGAAAAUCUAGAUUUGAAAUAAACCUAUCAAUACCGAUCUGGAAAUAAGUUGUUAUUGCAUGCAAUGAAAAAUUCUCUAGAAUAAGCAUGUUUUAAGAUUUCCUUGUUUACAUAAAGGGGUCAGCAGAGUAACUUAAUCUUAAAAUACUGAAUCCAUCCAAGAAAUUUAAAAUGUAUUUUGAUAUUGUGACUGAUAUUUUUUAAUAAAGAAAUUUGAAACAUAUGAUGAUGUUUGUUCUUUCAGCAGGUAAGGUAUCUAUUUAAAUGAAUGAUAUUCAAACUUUAUCAUGUCUUUACAAUGUAAGCUCUAUUAGUUUUAGUGAGAUGUCCGCUGAUAUAUAUAUUAAAAUAAAAAACUCUAUUCUUUAAUCAUA
Molecule: messenger RNA, 8025 nt
Organism: Pantherophis guttatus
Lineage: Eukaryota; Metazoa; Chordata; Lepidosauria; Squamata; Colubridae
Gene: KCNG3
Product: potassium voltage-gated channel modifier subfamily G member 3
Biological process (GO): protein homooligomerization; potassium ion transmembrane transport; action potential
Cellular component (GO): membrane; voltage-gated potassium channel complex
Molecular function (GO): delayed rectifier potassium channel activity; protein binding
Source: RefSeq, a predicted model, not a curated record